Messenger RNA from Octopus sinensis (East Asian common octopus), 1230 nucleotides. Its product is annotated as dual specificity tyrosine-phosphorylation-regulated kinase 4-like. Gene Ontology annotation, cellular component: nucleus. Gene Ontology annotation, molecular function: protein serine/threonine/tyrosine kinase activity; protein serine/threonine kinase activity; ATP binding. The record is from RefSeq and is a predicted model, not a curated record. Gene Ontology annotation, biological process: peptidyl-serine phosphorylation; peptidyl-threonine phosphorylation. NCBI's taxonomy places the organism in Eukaryota, Metazoa, Mollusca, Cephalopoda, Octopoda, Octopodidae.
AUGUCUCUCCAAGGCAGAGUCAGCAACACACCAAUGCCGAGCAGGGCCCAACUCCCAAUGAGCGGGGAAGGUCUGGAAAUAAUAUUUAAAGUAGACUGCUUGCUCCAUUUUGGAAACAAGUUGACCACAUUCGAGCAGUCGGAAAUACUCAAAUACAAACAAAUUUGGUAUUUUGGGUCAAAUGCGAGCAAACGGGAAACAAACGAGUUCAAAAACAACAACGGAUUUGACAACGAGCAGGGAUUUUACAUAAAAGUAUUCCGUCCCCACCAACAGACCAUCAACGACCACCUCCACUACCGAUUCCAAGUCAUCGAGGAAUUAGGAAAAGGGUCCUUCGGGCAGGUCCUCAAAUGCCACGACCACAAAUUAGACCGCACAGUGGCAGUUAAACUUAUUCGCAACAAACGAAGGUCAGUUUUCCUGACGAGGAGAUUCCACCAACAGGCGUUGAUGGAGGUGGAAAUGUUGGACAAAAUCCUGCGAAAGGACACCAAAAAUUUGUACAAUGUUGUCCACAUGAACGAGUAUUUUUACUUUCGUAAUCAUUUGUGCAUUUGUUUUGAACUUUUGGGUUUAUACGAAGCUUUGAAAAGAAAUAACUUUGGAGGGAUGAGUUUGGGCACAAUUCGGAAACUGAACUACCACAUUCUCCAAAGCCUGGUCUUGCUCUACAAGGAGAAAAUCAUCCACUGUGACCUCAAACCCGUAUCCCCCUUACUCAACCCACAGGAGAACAUUCUACUACUCAAAAACAGCCAAAGCAAAUGCAAAAUAAUUGACUUUGGGUCAAGUUGUCACGAGGAUAAACGAUGUUGGUCAGUCCUGUUGAUAUUAGUGUUUUCCUACAUCCAGUCCCGGUUCUACCGAGCCCCGGAAGUGAUCCUGGGGAUUCCGUAUUCCACGUUGAUUGACAUGUGGAGUCUCGGGUGCAUCCUUGCGGAAUUGUACACGGGGAAUCCACUCUUCCCUGGGGAGAACGAACACGAACAAUUGUCCUACAUAAUUCAGGUCCUCGACUACCCGCCCACUCACAUGAUUGCCAAUUCUUCCAGGAAAAGCUAUUUUUUUGGUCAAAUAUACAAAAUAAGUUUAGAUUCAAAUAACAAACUGACUGUCACCUCCAAGUGCAGAAGAAAGUCCAAACCCGCCUCCAAAUCUCUCGCGUCUGCUGUCGGCUCAAACGACACGAUUUUUGUCGAUUUUAUAGCCAAAUGUCUCGAGUUGUGA